AAUCAGACUACCUAGAAUGAAACAAAUGAAUGAGAAAGUGAGCACAAGAUAGCCAACCGCGGACCGCCUCUCGCCAUGGCCAUCCAUCCGAUGAGGACGGAAGGGACCAUCGAUCGUCCUCCAUCAGCUGAGCUGGAGUCGCCUGCCGUCACCUUGCUUUCACUUGGGCUUUUAAUUACUAUACAAAUAAACAAGCUAGACGACUUCAAGUCUUAUUUGCUCCCAGUCCCACCACUGCUCUCUGAAUUUCUGCUCCCUAGCUAGCUAGCUCUCCAGUCUCCACUGCUGAAAGGCGUCCGUCGUCGUCGAGAUGAGGCCCGCCCGCCCGCCGACGAUGGAGAUGCAACCACCACCGACGGCCAUGCAAGGCCGGAGAAGCCCGCGACCGCUGGAGGAGUCGAUCGAGAGCUGGCUUCCCAUCAGCUCCAGCAGGAACGCCAAGUGGUGGUACUCCGCUUUCCACAAUGUCACGGCCAUGGUCGGCGCCGGCGUGCUCAGCCUCCCCUACGCCAUGUCCCAGCUCGGCUGGGAGGUCGGCGUCACGGUGCUGGUUCUGUUGUGGGCCAUCACGCUCUACACGCUGUGGCAGAUGGUGGAGAUGCACGAGUGCGUCCCGGGGAAGCGGUUCGACCGGUACCACGAGCUCGGGCAGCACGCGUUCGGCGAGCGCCUGGGCCUCUGGAUCGUCGUGCCGCAGCAGCUGGUGGUGGAGGUGGGCGUCAACAUCGUCUACAUGGUCACCGGCGGCACGUCGCUGAAGAAGUUCCACGACACGGUCUGCGGCGACAGCUGCACGGACAUCAAGCUCACCUAUUUCAUCAUGAUCUUCGCCUCCUGCCACUUCGUCCUCUCCCAGCUCCCCAGCUUCCACUCCAUCUCCGGCGUCUCCCUCGCCGCCGCCGUCAUGUCGCUUUGCUACUCGACGAUCGCGUGGGUCGCCUCGGCGCACAAGGGGAGGUCGCCGGACGUGCACUACGGCCUGCGCGCGACGACGGCGCCGGGGAAGGUGUUCGGCUUCUUCGGCGCGCUGGGGGACGUGGCGUUCGCGUACGCGGGGCACAACGUGGUGCUGGAGAUCCAGGCCACCAUCCCGUCCACGCCGGAGAGGCCGUCCAAGAAGCCCAUGUGGAAGGGCGCCAUCGUCGCCUACGCCAUCGUCGCCGCGUGCUACUUCCCUGCCUCGCUCGUCGGCUACUGGGCCUUCGGCAACCAGGUCAACGACAACGUCCUCGUCAGCCUCAGCAAACCCAAGUGGCUCAUCGCCCUCGCCAACAUGAUGGUCGUUGUUCAUGUCAUUGGAAGCUACCAGAUAUUUGCGAUGCCAGUGUUUGACAUGAUAGAGGCAGUACUGGUGAUGAAGUUUCGGUUCCGUCCAAGCCUGAUGCUCCGCCUCAUUUCCCGGAGUGCAUAUGUCGGGUUUACAAUGUUCAUAGCCAUCACCUUCCCUUUCUUUGGUGCAUUGCUCAGCUUCUUUGGUGGAUUUGCCUUUGCACCAACGACAUAUUUUAUUGGACGAAAGCUUUGGUGGAAGUACCGACUCGAGAGCCUUGCACUGCUCCAGUACCAGAGAGUCAGGGAACUUCACCGUGAAAUGAAUGUAGAGCUUCCCCUUCAUGAUCGACAUCCCGUCAUCGUUUAUCGCCUUGAAUCGGCCUGCUCAGAUUUAUCAAACAAGGAUGAGCAACAGAUAUAACUGUAGAAGAAGAGUAAAAAUUUGAGAUCUAUAAGUGAAAGGGCUUACCGGGUUUAACAACUUCGCUAGGAAUUGAUUUUAUUAGAAGCUGCCAGUUGUCUAGAUGUGUAAGAACAAAUUGGAACCAACAUAGAGCUUUGGUCAGAGACAAGGUGUGUUCAUAAAAGAGAUCUUGACCCUUUCUUUUGAACUUGAGUGAUCCUUUUACUGGAGAAACAGUACAAUGUCUCCAGUGACAGUAUCAGGCUGCAAAUAACAUAUUAGAAUAAUUUUCAAGUCAUAAAAAUGCAA
This is a messenger RNA of Zea mays, 1984 nucleotides long. RefSeq names its product lysine histidine transporter 2. The coding region runs from base 311 to 1693 and encodes 460 amino acids. NCBI's taxonomy places the organism in Eukaryota, Viridiplantae, Streptophyta, Magnoliopsida, Poales, Poaceae. The record is from RefSeq and is a predicted model, not a curated record. The transcript has 7 exons.